Dentiscutata erythropus is the source of this 3687-nucleotide messenger RNA. NCBI's taxonomy places the organism in Eukaryota, Fungi, Glomeromycota, Glomeromycetes, Diversisporales, Gigasporaceae. The record is from the annotation of a GenBank genome assembly.
AUGACGACUUACGAACAAGUUCAAAAAAAAAAAAUACCAAUAAUUCCAUACGAAAAUUUUGAAGAGUUGAAGGAUGAUACAUCAAAUAAUGCUCCAAUAUUCGCCUUCGAUAAUAAGAAAGUAACCUUAAAGUUAUUAGUAAAUGAAAAAUGUGAUAAACAAGGCAUUAAAAAAUUGCUGCUCGAGCUUAGGCAAUUUGACCAUGAAAAUAUUCUCAAGACUUAUGGUCUUACGAAAGUUCCAAAAUUAACCAGCAUAGGGGUAUCGAAAAUUAAUACUCCUGAUGGUUUUCCGUUUACUCCUUACAAACCUCCAGAGCUUUUAACCUCACAACAAUUAAACAAACAAAAAGAUGGAACGAAAUUAAAUAUUUUUAGCUUAGGUGUAUUAUUUUGGGAGGUCUCUAAUAAUGGCAACCCACCAUUUAAUAACAGGUUCGAUAUUACACUUGUGGUUAAAGUAAUCGAUGGUUUUCGGGAAUCGCCAAUAAAAGGAACACCUAAUAAAUAUGUUGAGAUAUAUAUAAAAUGUUGGGACGGAAAUCCAGAUGAAAGGCCUAGUUGUAAUGACAUUCUUGAGGAACUGAAAGAGAUUUCAUAUGAAGAUGUGGAUAAAAAUCUGGUACAAGAGCAAGAUCGUGUUCCUGACCCUGAAGAUACUCCUUUAUCUCCUGAUAUUACUCCAGAUGAUGCUUUUGAUUUAAAUACCGAACAUUUGUUAGAUUUUGACUUUCUGGAACAAGAAAGAGAAAGAAAGAAAGUGUUCGUUAAACGUUUCGGCUUAACCAAGGGACGUAAUAGAGAUGGUUAUGAUUUUGUUCCAGGAGCAAAACACAUCUUGGAUGACAAUGGAACAUUCAAUACUGAGAAGAUAGAGCAUUUCACCCCAAUCGUUUAUCUCGCAAAAGUAAAUACUGAACCAUGGGGCUUUUUGAAUAAGUUUACUCUGUUUCCACGUAAAGACAAAAAAGUCCCAUACGGUGUGGAUUUUAUAAGAAUUCAUAUUCCAGUCGCUGAUGUAGAAUAUGAAGGCCAUUUAACUGAUGAAUUUAUUCACGAAAUCAAAGAUGCUCUUGAGAUUUUAGAUAAUCAAGAAAAAAGAACUAAAUUAAAAGAAAUAUUUACUGAAUAUGGCAACUACAUAAUUACUAAAUUUACUAUCGGUGGUGCAAUUAUGAUCGAUGCUCAUGAUAUUGAUGAUGAAAGCUUAUUAAGAUUCCAAGUGUACCUAAAAUGGGGUAUAAACUUCGCGAAAGGUGAAACUCAUGCAAUUUUUGAAAAUGGAUUACUGGAAGGAUUUCCACGUUUCGAAACAUUUCCUUCAAGACCUAUGGAUAAUGUUAAGGAUUUAUAUACAUGGUUAAAAAACUUGCACGACUGCCAAGACGUCGAACUGAUUUUAUAUAAAAGCUAUAAACCAUUUUAUGAAUUAUUGGAUAAUAAUUUUAAGGAUUUAAAGGAAAAAAUCUUUGAAUGCUUUUCUUUAAAUUCAUUUAAUCCUGCUGAUGAGCUUCCAAUACUAAUUCCACAACUUCCUCCUGAAUUCGAGCAAGAAACAUUUUCAGAAUGGACGUCAUCAUCAAAAUCUUCUUUAUUACCAUAUGUUCGCGAUUGGAUUGAAGAACUUUCAUUGCGGUAUGGAGUUCUAUUACAACAUUCAAAAUUGGAAUAUGGAAAUAAGAAGGCAUUUAAAUUUUUAAGAGAACCUGAAAUUACCCGUAUAAAUAAACUUAUUGUUUUACUAGUGCAACCUAACAAUCAGCAAGAUGCUUAUCUAUUAGACAAUGGCAUUGAUUUAAAAAUGGCAGAUAAACUGAGAAUUGGUGAAACUCCUUUUACUGAUUUUAAAUCACCAUUGAAUUACCCAGUAGAAGAUUUAAGAACCACUAAAAAUAAAUCUUCCAAAAAAGUUUUUUGUCAAAUUAUAUAUCAAGCAGCAAGACUUUCUUUCGAUUUACCAUACAUAAAAGCAUCAGAACCGUAUAUUGAAGAGGUUGAUAAAGCUAUCGAAAGCCAUCAACCCUAUAAAGAACUCUCUGAAUUAUUUAAUAGAUAUUAUGGACAUAUAUUACCUAAAACUAUUGUUAUUGGUGGAAUUUUAAAACGAUCAUAUGAGUCUUAUAAAAUAAAUUCAGUUAAAACUUCGAAAAUAGAAAUUGAUAUUAAUACAUCUCAGGAAGAAAUUGAGAAUCGUUUAGUAGAAUUGAGUGAAAAAUACAAUAUUGAUACUUCAUUAUUUCUCAGUCAUUGUGGACAAGUAAUUGAUCAAGAUCAGAUAGAAGAUUGGUGGAAAUCUCUCAAAGAUAGUCCCGAAAAAUGGAAAAUUAUUUCUUUUGAAGAUUGGGAGCCAUCGUACAAAGUUUUAGACCAAUCAUGUAGUGAUGUGGAAGUUGUUUUGGAUGAUAAAUGUCAUAUUGUUUUCGAAGGGGAAAAUUUCUUAACCUUAGAUAAUCAAUUGAGUGUUAUCAUUGAUUUUCCAGGACCAAUUUCAGAAAGCGAUAAGAGCUGUCAAGUAUAUGGUGAAAUUGUAAAAAAAGUCAUCUCUGAUAAAAAUGAAUACUGGGAAACUGUUCCGAAUGUAACAAUCACAUUUGAUUACAUCAGUAAAUCUGGAUGUGUUGCACUCAUUCACAAUAAUAGUGGUAUAAGUUUAAAUAAAGAUGAAACGAAAAUUUUAUGGUUUGUACUUGCCAAAUUGAAAGGAUAUUCAGAGUUAAACUAUAGGGAUAUUAAGGUCAUCUAUGGAGAACGUGAAAUAGAUGACAUUCAAUCUGAUAUAGUAUUGAAAACAGAUGAAGAGAUCUAUGCCGAUAAUGUUCUUGUGACUUCUUUAGUGCCUAAGCCGUUUAAAGACAUAUCCAAUUAUAAGAUUGUUCUUAAAAAUUGGGCAAAAAAUACCAUCAUAUUGGGAAUCGAACGAGAAGGGCAAGAGAAUUCUCAAGAGUCGUCAGGACAAGUAUCAGAUGAGGAUCUAGAAGAAAGUUCAGAUGAUGCGAAAGAAGAACCAAUAGAAAUUAGUUCAGAGCCAAAUCCUCAGGAAAAAAUUAUUCUCAACUAUUGUAUAAUUAAUGCAGACGAAAAAAAGGUGGAUAAAGCAUGUAACUGGAAUAUAUACGGAAUCAAUCUUGACGAAGACUUAAAGAAUGAUGAUAUCAACUAUCAUUAUGAUCCUAGUUAUUCACCCAUGACUUUGGAGGAAGCGAUAGAGCAGCAUAAAAAGCCUAAUGGUAAUACUCUUGAUGCAUGGAAAAGUUUUAUUAAAAUCAGAAAUGAUAGUGGCGACCCUAAAGCUACUUAUUGGAUUGGGUAUUAUCUUGAGAACAAUAAAAAAAUUCUCAAUGCAUCUACACAAUUUUAUAAAGACGUCCUUGAAGAAACAAAAGAACCCCUUCAACAAGCUGCAAUGAGAUAUUAUAAAGAAGCAGCUGAUUAUGGGGAUUCAAAUGGAUUACUUAGUUACGGUUAUUGUUUAUUUUCUGGAAAAGGUGUUCUUCAAGAUAAAUUAGAAGCAAAAAGGUACUUUGAGUUAUCUUCGCAAAAAGGAAACGUUGAUGCUAUGUAUAAUUUAGGUGGUAUUUUAUACAUGGAUGGUCAUACUGAACGAGGCAAAAUGUGGUUAACGAAAGCCGCUCAAAGUGGACAUCCUACUUCUAUAAAAUUUUGUAGGGCUAGGAAUAUAAGUUUUUAA